CUAACCAGUAACCCCCAGGUCGUCUCCCUUGAUCGUUGCAUGCAAGUCAUUUGAGUAACAAAAACCACCCCACCCGCCCGGCCUGUCCUGACCUCGUCGAAAUAGAGGACAGGCGGACCCGAAUCGGACGGUGCAACAAAGGGACGACAAUGCCGCCGAAAAAGGCAGCUGCCAAGGCCAAAGAAGCAGAGAAAGCCAAAGCAGCAGCAGCAGCAGCAGCACCACCACCACCACCCCCACCCCCGCCGAGCACGGUCAGCGAGCGGAGCAGACAGCGGUACGAGGCCGCGAACCCGCUGGACGAGGCGAUCCGUAAGGUCGGCAUCAGCGGCCUCACGCCGGAGCAGCGGCAGACGUGGGCGAACAUCAAGUACGUGCGCGACACGCUCGCCGACAGUAGUAGCGGCAGCAGCAGCAGCGGCGGCCACGGCAGCGGCAGCAGGAAGGGUGGCCAGCUCGGCAACAAGGCCCAGCGCGAGAUCUGGCGCUCCUUCAACGAGUCCGGGCUCCCGCUCCGCGCCCUACGGAGGCCCACCCGCUGGGGGUCCGCCGUCGGUGAGCUCUCGCCGGACCAGUUUCGCGCCCGCGCCGACCGCCGACUCCGCCUGACGGCGCUGCAGGUCGAGCACCGCGCCUUUUUGGACAAGCGAGAACGUGCCGCCGCCGCCGCCGCCUCCACAACAGCAGACGCUGCCGACCCACCCCCAACAGCACUCUUGGAAGCCGAGAUCGACGAGGAGAAGAGGCGUCGGAAAGAGAUGGCAAGGCUGAGACAGGAGCUCUACGGGGAGAUGACGGGUUCGCUCGCAAGCGACCCGGCGUGGGAUGAUGUCGUGCCCAUUCCACUCGUGGAGCCUGAAGGAGCCCUGGCGUCUAUCAAUUACUCGGAUGACUACGCCGAAGCUAUAUCGUACCUGCGGGCGGUUAUGGCAAACAAGGAGUAUUCGCCGCGGUGCCUCAAACUGACGGAGCAUGUCAUCGACAUGAACCCGGCGCACUACACCGUCUGGCUCUACCGCUUCUCGAUCGUGCAGGCGCUCGCGAUCCCGAUCCCGGACGAGAUCGAGUGGCUCAACACGGUGGCGCUCGAGCAUCUGAAGAACUAUCAGAUCUGGCACCACCGCAACCUGCUCAUCGAGGCAUACCACCCCACGAUCGCGGCGGACCGCGACGAAGUGGCCCGCCUGGCCGCGUCGGAGCGGGCCUUCAUCGCGGCCAUGCUGCGCGAGGACACCAAGAACUAUCACGUCUGGUCCUACCGCCAGUUCCUGGUUCGCCGGCUGGGAAUCUGGCGCGACCCGGAGGAGAUGGCGGCUGUCGAGCGGCUCAUCAAGGACGACGUGCGCAACAACUCGGCCUGGGCGCACCGCUUCUUCCUCGUCUUCUCGGACCCGGAGUCGGCGACCGAGGGCUCGCACUCGACCGAGCCCGACCCUGCCGUCCCCGCCGACGUGAUCGACCGCGAGGUGGCGUACGCGCGGGCGGGCAUCGAGCUGGCGCCGCAGAACCAGAGCCCCUGGAACUACCUGCGCGGCGUGCUGGUCAAGGGGUCUCGCCUCCUGUCGACGGUGGAGGACCUCGUGCGGACCUUUGUGGCGGACCUGGGGGACGAGGAGAAGGAGGAGGUCAAGAGCACGCACGCGCUCGACCUCCUGGCCGAGAUCUGCGCCGAGAAGGGCGACAAGGACGCCGCGGCGCUCUGCCUGGACCGCCUGGGCGACAAGUGGGACCGCAUACGCAAGGGGUACUGGGACUGGAGGAAACGGACGCUGCCUGAAGAGGGGGAUAAGGGGAGCAUCCCGAUCAGGUGACGAAAACACAGGUCGGCAGCAGCGGCAGCAGUAACAGUCUUCUACUUUAUAUCGUAUCGCAGAAAGGCCGUUAUCAGUCGCUUUGACGCAGAGGAUAGAGUAUCAAGCUGUCUGUUCUUCUGCUUGCGGGAGGCUAACACUGCAGUUCUUGUUUCAGGGGCAUUAGAUAGGCGAGGGAGUUGCGAGCGGAAGAGGGAAUUUUUUUUUUUUUUUUUUUUUGGAAAAGUGUUGUAUAAAAACAACUUUUCUCUCGUCAAGCAAAGAACUUUCCCCAAUAAUUCGGGAGGAUAAGCAAUGAAAUCCGAACCCCUGGUGUUCGCUGG
This is a messenger RNA of Gaeumannomyces tritici R3-111a-1, 2134 nucleotides long. RefSeq lists its product as hypothetical. Gene Ontology annotation, biological process: protein geranylgeranylation; protein farnesylation. The transcript is spliced from 3 exons. Bases 150 to 1811 code for a protein of 553 amino acids. The record is from RefSeq and is a predicted model, not a curated record. Gene Ontology annotation, molecular function: protein farnesyltransferase activity; CAAX-protein geranylgeranyltransferase activity. Gene Ontology annotation, cellular component: CAAX-protein geranylgeranyltransferase complex; cytoplasm; protein farnesyltransferase complex. NCBI's taxonomy places the organism in Eukaryota, Fungi, Ascomycota, Sordariomycetes, Magnaporthales, Magnaporthaceae.